Molecule: messenger RNA, 5632 nt
Organism: Passer montanus (Eurasian tree sparrow)
Lineage: Eukaryota; Metazoa; Chordata; Aves; Passeriformes; Passeridae
Gene: VIPR1
Product: vasoactive intestinal peptide receptor 1
Exons: 13
Coding region: 196-1557 (453 amino acids)
Biological process (GO): adenylate cyclase-modulating G protein-coupled receptor signaling pathway; cell surface receptor signaling pathway
Cellular component (GO): plasma membrane
Molecular function (GO): G protein-coupled peptide receptor activity; peptide hormone binding; vasoactive intestinal polypeptide receptor activity
Source: RefSeq, a predicted model, not a curated record
GUGAGAAGAAAGAAGAAAGGGGCUCGGGGCAGCGCCGCUGCCGCACCUGGGGCGGGCGGGGGCGGUGCCGGAGCCGCCCCGCGCAGGAGGCGGUGCGGUGCGGGCGGUGCGGGCUCGGAGCCGCUGCCUCCUCCUCCUCCUUCUCCUCCUUCCUCCUCCUGCUGCUGCUCCUCCAGCCGCCGCCGUGCCCGCUGGAUGCGGCGGGGCCGGGGCAGGAUGCGGGGCUGGGCGCUGCGCCGCGCCGUGCCGCUGCUCGGCUGCCUGCUGGCCGCGGCGUCCAGCACGAGACCAGAGUGCAGCAUCAUGCAGGAGAUCGAGGAGGAGCGCAGCCAGUGCCUGGCAGAGCUGACCUGGGACAACCAGACCUCAGGCUGCAGGAGGCAGUGGGACAACAUCACGUGCUGGCCCGAAGCAGAGGUGGGAGAAGUCGUGGUGCGGCCAUGCCCCAAGUACUUCAGAUUCCUGACCUCCUACCUGGGAAAUGUGACCAGGAAUUGUACAAGCCAGGGCUGGUCAGAUGUGUACCCUGCACCCUACGCUGUAGCUUGUGGAUAUGAUUCCAACAGCACUCCAGGGGAAGAGCAAACGGCGUUCUACGGAACGGUCAAGACCGGCUACACCAUCGGACACACCCUGUCCCUCAUCGCCCUCACGGCUGCCAUGAUCAUUCUGUGUCUCUUCAGAAAACUACACUGUACUCGAAAUUACAUUCACAUGCACCUCUUCAUGUCCUUCAUCAUGAGAGCCAUCGCAGUCUUCAUCAAGGAUGUCAUCCUGUUUGAAAGUGGGGAGUCCGAGCACUGCUUCGUGAGCUCAGUGGGCUGCAAGGCCAUGAUGGUUUUCUUCCAGUACUGUGUCAUGGCCAACUUCUUCUGGCUGCUGGUGGAGGGGUUGUACCUUCACACCCUGCUGGUCAUCUCCUUCUUCUCGGAGAGGAAGUACUUCUGGUGGUACAUCCUGAUCGGCUGGGGUGCCCCCUCCGUGUUCAUCACUGCCUGGACAAUUGUCAGGAUUUACUUUUUCGAUGUUGGGUGCUGGGAAGAAAUAGUGGAAUCCCCAUUCUGGUGGAUCAUUAAAACUCCUAUUUUGGUGUCUAUUUUGGUGAACUUCAUCCUCUUCAUCUGCAUCAUCCGUAUCUUAGUCCAGAAGCUGCAUUCCCCAGAUGUUGGGCACAAUGAAACCAGCCAAUAUUCGAGGCUGGCCAAGUCCACUCUGCUGCUGAUCCCUCUCUUUGGCAUUCACUACAUCAUGUUUGCUUUCUUCCCUGACAAUUUCAAAGCAGAAGUGAAGCUGGUCUUUGAGCUCGUGGUUGGGUCAUUCCAGGGGUUUGUGGUGGCUGUUCUCUACUGCUUCCUCAAUGGAGAGGUGCAAGCUGAGCUCAAGAGGAAGUGGCGGAGGUGGCACCUGGAGCGGUUCCUGGGCUCGGAUAUGAAGUACCACCACCCUUCCCUGGGCAGCAACGGCACCAACUUCAGCACCCAGAUCUCCAUGCUGACCAAGUGCUCGCCAAAGACGCGCCGCUGCUCCGGCUUCCAGGCCGAGUUCUCCCUGGUGUGAGGGGCUCCCCAGGCACUGAGCAUCCAAAGCUGAGACACGAGGAUCCCCGGGAAUCAGUGAUCCCAUGACAAACCCCUGUGAAAUGACCUGCUCCACAUGAGCCAACAGAGGACACACAACUGGAAAAGCCACUGGCAUCCAGGAUGAGAUCAGACAAGCCAAGAGGCAGAGAAACACUUUUGGUCUCCCUCUUUUCAGGCCUUUCACUCUUCAAUUUCAAGCCCUCAGGGAUUGAUAGCUCUGAGGAAUUGUCCAAGUUGCUUGAGGACAGCCUGGGAGAUGCUGGUGUGUCAUAAAUAAUGAAGCACUGGGGUGAGGGAGGGAGAGCCUCAGUCCUCAGUGGCUUUACCAGAACUGGCAUCUCUAAAACAGACAAAUUGCACUUUUUUUUCUAAAGAAUGAGCCAGUAAAGGAGAGACAGAGACAGGAAGCAGGAAAAAAAAAAACAAACCACCAAACAUAUGAAUGUGCCAAAAUUCCUGUGAAUAAGAGGUGAUGAUACAGCACCAAAGAUGGUGCUGGGGACAUGGGGAGAAGGGACAGGAGGAACAUGAGCAGGAAUGGAGAGGCCAGCACAUGGCCCCCACGUUUUACACAGGUGGAGAUGAAUCUGCAGCACCAGGAGAGCCCCUCAGAGGAUGCCCCAGUGUGUUCUGCUAAUUCCCCACCAUCCUUGGGAGCAGGAGCUUUCCAGGAACCCUGUGGAAGAGCAGAUCACUGAGAAGGACCAGCGUGAGGACGCCCUUCUCUGCACUGUGUUGGUGACAUGGUGCUUUGCUUGGUUGUGUUCCAUGAACAGGAAACUCAAUUUGCAUGUAUAAAAAUCAGGGCCAGAUGCCAAAAGCAGAGCACGGCUGUGUUUUUUCAUUCUCUUUAAGUUGUCCCAAAGAUCUCGGUGCAUGGAUGCACCCAGGAUAAUUAGGGAUCAGGGGGAAAUAAUUGGGCUGUAAUUCAUUUGCACUUGCUUAGCAUACACUGUCAGGAAAGGGAAAUAUAGGGCCCUGUAAUCCUUAAUUGAGUCACAGCUGCCAUAAGGAGCCAUUCUCCAGAUGAAAAAAAUUAGUGUCACAGCAGCAGGUGAAAUUGCUUUCAUCAGAACAAGGUUGUCUCAGCACACAACUGGCACUCCAGGAGGGAGGAAGGAGUGAAGGAGCUAUUAAAUGGAUUUCUUCUUCAGCUUUUGUGGGGAGCUUUCAUCCUAUAUGAAGGCAUUGUUAGACGUUUAAGAUGUAUGUGUGCAUUUUACCUCUUUUCUGAAGGCCUGUUAGUUUCCAUCCAGGGGCAAUUCCUACUUGAAGAAUGCACAUGGAUCCCAUUAAAACCAAGGGAGUAGGGUUUUUUUUAAUUCUUGUUUUCAUGGUGGAGAGGCAAAGGAGAAAUAUUAAAGCCCAGUCCUGCUCAUUUGAGGCAACCCCACAGUCCCAAACUCAAAAUACAGGGUACAGAUGUUCAUGUUUGUGUCCCACUCAGCUGCAUCGAGUGGGGUUGAAAAAGUUUUGUGCUGAGGGUGGGAAAUCCCUGCCCAUCUCAUGUGUACCCUCAGUAAUUGGGCUGCUGCCAUGCUACUGAAACAUGUCUUCGUGAAGGAGUGUCUGGGUCACCAACACAGGCACCUGGAGAGGGAGGUGGGCUCCUCUUUUAGAGCUCAGAGACCUCAACUUACCUGCUUUAUUUCUCCAAAACGAAAUGCAGCUCACUGGAGGGAAGCACCUGCAGCCUGGUGGGGUUGGGGGGUGUUGGCCUUAAGCAAAGGGUGCCAAGAAACCACACUGAGCUCAGGAGGAGACUUGCAGAUCCAGCUCCUUUCUGAGUCCUGACAGGGCAGAAUUCCAUGCCAUCACCAUUCCCAGAGCCUGUUAUCAGCUCAGCUGGAUGCUCCCAAAGUAUUUCUCCAGCUCUGAGAACAGCGUGGGGGGCUGGAGUCAGUAAAGGGCCACGAGGAACUGUGAUCCACCAAGGGCAAACUUGCAGUCCUCAGUUUGCAGGGAGCCAGCCCAGAUCCUGUCACAGUGCAGCCCUGGCUACCCAGCCUGUAGGUCCUAAAACUACAGGAAGAUGUGAAAAUUCCUGAAAUUACAGUGCUGGUGACCCCAGGCUGGCCAGGUGUGAGCCAGCUUUGUUAUGGCUACUUUACACUGAGCCCACAUCAACAGUGAGGGUACAACUCUGACGUGCCAUAAGAUCAUCAAAAUGCAGCUCCCUGAUUCCCAAAAUGCAGAGAAAACAAGAAGAUGCUCAAAAUUUCCCCACUUUUCUUGCAUUGAAGCCCUUAUGCCUUGACACCCCUCAAACAACAUCCCAUUGAAAUCCAGAAGGUUCUCAGAGGCAAGAACCUUUGAAGUGGUCCUGGUCAGAGUACAAGAAGAGUUUGGAUGAUGCUCUCAGAUCCUUGGUGUGAUUUUUGGGGUUGUCCUGUGCAGGACCAGGAGUUGGACUCGAUGAUCCUUGUGGGUCCCUUCUAACUCAGGAUAUUCCGUGAUUCUCUUUGUGUUUGGUGCUUGUGUUGCUCUACUGAGCAUUUUCAAACCUGGAUUAGGACUCACCCAGGAAAUACUGGAGAAAUCCCACCAGUACCUCCAGUUCUUCUGCUGUGCUUGGUUCAAAGCAAGGACUUGACCUGCAUUUUCCAGGUGAAUUAUUAACUUCAAGGAAACCCAGAAGAAGCAAAGAAAAAUUCUGUCUCAGCUUCCAAGUUGAUGUAAAAUGCUUUGUCUCACUGGUUCAGAGCUUUGAAGCAAUGUCAGUCUGGGAAACAUUGGAUCCAUCAGGCUGCAAAGCCAUUCCCCCUGUUCAUCUGUCAUGAUAAUAUUUAUACUCAACAAAACUGAUGGGCUGCAGAGGAACACUGCCCAAUCUUGGGAAUGCAUCCACUGAGGUGUGAACUGGAAUUUCAGGUCCCAGCCAAGCAGCAGAGGAGCUGGAGCACAGAGCUGUAGAGCAGAAGUGCAGCACCACUGCCAGCAGCCUCCUUUGUGGGAUGUGAGGGAAUCCCUUCCCAUCUGUUCCAGGCAGCCUUGCUGGGGGGAAAGCCUCUGAGCCAUCCUGUGAGACACACGGAGCAUUUUCCCUCUGGUCUUCCCUUUCCUCUCCCUGUGCUCCCUUUUCCUCUCAGUUUUCAGGAGGAAAUGUGUGUGUUUGCAGCUUUUCUUGUGUUCCAGCCCUGUGCUAACCCCUGCCAGCACCAGCCAAGUGCCAAAGACAGCCAGCAAAGGUUUGCCUUUUGGAGAUGUGACAGGGAAAAACCCCAGCUGGUUAUUUACCCUCACCACAGGCUCCUCUGCAGCCUGUCACACUCCCCACCAGGCUGUUCUGCACAGGAACCUGAAGAUGGGAUGUUCCCUAAGCUGAGGGGGCUCCUUCAAAAAGUGUGGAGUACACCAGCAUGCCAGAGCUGUGCUCCCAGGCACCCUACUGACAAUUAUUGCAUUACUGAACAUCCAGCCACGCCUCCUCUCUGCUGUCAAGGGUGUUUGAGGGAUGAAAUGAACGUGCUGAAUGGACCUGCUGUGACAGGCAUGGCAAUGUCAGCGAUGCAGAGCUGCCAGCCCAGCUGCCUUGGCCCCGUGUUCCAGGAAAACAGAGGAGCUGGGGGUGGAAUCACUUUAUAAAGAGUGAAAUCUUCUCACUCUGGGGACGUGAGCAAUCAAGUGAAUGAUUACAUUGGGAUUGGGCCCUGUUUGACUGGCUUAGUGCAGGAAUUUGGCUCCAUAACUUGGCCUGGCCUAAUCUGAUUUUCAUCCAGCUCAUCAAUAAAAUGGAAUUCAAGGACUUCACUGCAGAUGACAACGUGGAGCAAGCUGUCCUGGCCCCAUGACCUGGCCCUGAGUCCUGGCCCCACACAGAGCACAGAACAGAGCUCAGCACUUUUGCUGCUCCCCCAGCUCCAGCCUGACCCCAGAACUGACCCCAGCAGGGCAACUACAUCCAUUUGCUGCUUCAAAGACCAGAGAUGUGCCUCCUGAAAGGUAUUAAAGGAGAAAAGGAGACUCAGGGCUGCCCUCAUCACUCUGCACAGCUCCUGAAAGGUGCCUGUGCUCAGCUGGGGCUGGGCUCUGUCUGCAGCAGCACUGACACA